UGACAAUACAAUCAAUUCAGCAGAAUUGAGAUCGGCUGAGUUUUUUUCAGUGGCGCUGCUAACGAGCAGCUAGCGAACGAAUCUGACCGCAGAUCAAUGCAGUGAAAACGUGAUCUGACGUCAUCUACCAGACGGAGAGCUGUGAUUGAGCGACGUGAUGACGUAACGCAAGGUGGUAAUUUGCUCCGACGCUCGUUGCUGCCCGGAGAAACGCCGAGUCCUCCUGACUGCUUUAGUAAGACUUUCUUCGAAACGACGACGACAACAACAACAAAGCACAUUCACAUCUUGACUUAAAUUUUCAUUGCAUGUUCCAAGACGGCGUCGAGCUGACCUCGAAAACAGUUUGACACAGGCGGGGAAGUGAGGGGCUGUAGGCAGACCCAUGGCUGCCGUGCAUCACCCGGGGUGCCCCCUCAGGGACUCGCUUUACUGGGAUGAAACCGAAUGUGUAAACUACUACGGGAUGUUGUCUCUCCACGAGGUCUAUGAAGUAGUUGGUUGUCAGCUGACAGAAACUGACGUCGAAGUGUUGUCAUUCCUCCUGGAUGAAACGUGUCCCGCAACACACCCUCUCGACCCAGCAGAUUGGACAGUGAAGCCCUGCGGAGGCGAUCCAGGUGACUCGGGUGUUGCCCCGAGUACCGAGCUUCUAAAGGCCUGGAGGCGGUUAAAACCUCGGGGCUCCCAGCAUCCCUUAGCGCCCUCGUACAAGCCCAAGAGUGGCCUCGAGCUGUUGUUGGAGCUGGACAGGCGGGGAUACCUCAGUGAUGGCAACCUGGAGCCACUAUUGCAACUACUCCGAGUGCUCACUCGCCAUGACUUGCUGCCUUUAGUGUCCCACAAGAAAAGGAGGACAGUAUCUCCAGACAGAAUUAGACAGAGGCACAGAAUAGACCGCCAGUUGGCGUGCCCCUCUGGUAUGCAGCACAGCUACAGACAGGCGGAAAUGCCUCUUCCAUAUUUCGCGCAGCAGUUGAGAACUGGGAUCUACCCUCCUCUGCCUGGGCCACCUGGGAGGAAGAGGAGGAAGAAGAGGGGAAACGGCUGGAGCCGUAAGCCCAGGAAAACAAGCCGACCGGGCCCGCCUCCGCCUCCGCCUCCACCUCCACCCCACAAAGCCUUCUGCAAAAUCCGCCUGCGCGUCCGGGCCGAAUACCUGGAGCACGAUUCGGCCCUCCGUCAGGGCGUCUCAUCGGACAAGCGGCAGCCCCUGGAGCGCCAGUUUGAGUUGUUCAGCAAAGCCAACUCGCUGCUGCGGGCCAGGGACCUGGGUUCCAUCGUCUGCGACAUCAACUUCACGGAGCUGGAGAACCUGGAGGCCUUCUGGGGCGACUACCUGAGCGGCGCCCUGCUGGAGGCCCUGAAGGGAGUCUUCAUCACCGACUCCCUGAGGAUGGCGGCCGGAUCGGAGGGCGUCCGCCUGCUGAUCAGCGUGGACCAGGAUGACUACGAGGAGGGCCGGAUGCUGCUGAGAGCGAGGAGAAUGUUGCCGUCUAGUCAUCGUUGGCGCACAUAGACUCACUGGGCUGUGUAGGCGGAUCGGAAUCUUUGCGGUGUGCUGCAUUGUCCUCUGUAGAAAGGAAUAGCCGGGGUCACGAUGAAGGUUAUCCGUACAGGGCGAAUUUAGAAGGCCGCCUCCUGUAGUUGCAAUGCAUGUAAUAAUCACUAGAUGGCAGCUUUCACCAUUGGUUGUUUGCGUUCGCAGCCGGCCUUACGUUUUCAGAAUUGUCUGUAGGUAAAAAAUUACCUUUUUUUUUGUGAAAGGAAAGUGAAUAAUAACAGAUUAAUGUGCUUUCCCUUGGGAUUCAUGCACAGGUGCUACUGUGUAGAACACCAGGAGGAAACGGGAUGUACCAAGAUUUUUCUUCUUAGUCUCAGUGAGAACAGGAGCAAGCAAGCCUGUGCCAAAAUAAAUGGUAAGCCCCUCAUAACAUUAUUAAUCUUCGAUAAGUACGGUUAACUGAUCACUGAACAACUGCGGUGUUGACAUUUUCACCUUGAGUACAAUAUACAGACGCAGACGUGCAUGCGUACACAGAUUAAAAAGGCUGCAAUCACAACGAGCCAGCAAGCAUUUGUCAACCUUUUUUUCAAAUUUCUGCGUGGAUUGUGGUCAUUCAGAUUCUAAGACGGCUCUUGAAACUCAAAAUGCCAGCGGCAAACUAAACAUCGCUGAUGGUUUGGUUGUUUUUUAUUAUUUAGUUUGAACUUGAGAAAUAUUGACAAUAUAAUCUGGCACUUCUUCUUUCUAAAUACACAUUUAAUGCCAAGGAAAGUUUCUGAUCUUUAAAAAUGUGCGACAGAACUGAGGGCAGCUGGAGAAGUGGACUUCUCUCUGUACAGAUUGAACUUUGACCAAAUUUCGGAGAGCCUACCCUGCGCAUGUACACCCCCCCCCCCCCAAAAAAAACCCCAAACGCUAUGUUUCUCAGCACCGCGUGCCACGAUAACCCGGCUUGUGAUUGGCGUUGGGAUGCGACCGUUGCCAGUAGAUGACAGCAGUGAUUAGGGCCUGGCCUCAGCAGACCGUGGAAGAUUCAUCAUCCCCAGCCUGUCAACAGCAACCCGAAUAAUACAACGGUGGCUUGCGUCCAGGCUUCAGCGAGUACCUCUCUCGUCAAGUAAAGCACAGGACAGUGCGUCGGUCAAUAGAAGUGAUGUUGGGGAGAUAAAAAUCAAAAGUGCACAUCCCAGCUCCGCUCAGCCCUGCUAUGUAGGCCCAGCAGAGGGGCUCACGGACAGCUGUCCACUCACCCUGCUGGAACUAAUGCCUGGACUUCACUCAUAGGGGACGAUCAAUAGGGCCCCUCCUGUAAGUCCCCCCCCUCAUCCCCCAUCCCCCCGACACAGGCACGAUUUAAGCAGGCAGACUUGCUACUGUCUGAAGUGUAGGGCUCCCCGAAGGGACGGGCACAGGGAGCCAUGUGUUAUUAUUAUUAUUAUUAUUAUUAUUAUUAUUAGUGGGGUUGUAUUAUUAUUCCUACAAGGAAAAAAAUAACUAAUUCAGGAGUGUUUUUGUUAAAGAAAUUCUUUUGGUAUGCCAAAUAUUUGUGAAAAUCUUUAUACACAAGAUAUUAUUUGUGGUGAAUAAUAAAGGUUUGUUGUCCUUAAAGAG
Messenger RNA from Gasterosteus aculeatus aculeatus (three-spined stickleback), 3118 nucleotides. Lineage: Eukaryota; Metazoa; Chordata; Actinopteri; Perciformes; Gasterosteidae. The record is from RefSeq and is a predicted model, not a curated record.